UGAGGUAGGAAGGGAGGUCCGCUCGGCCGGGCGCGCCGCCCCAGUGCUCUGUGGGAUACUGGAAGUCUCGAGCGUCUCCUCCCGGUUCCCAGCCCUCCUCUGGCCCGCACUCAUAGAAACAGUCACACACCCCCUGCCUUCCCUCUCUUCCCUCUCCGCCUCCCCCUUCCCUCCCCCUCGCGAUAAGAAGACCCGGCGGCAGGAGAGGGGAUGAAGAUGGCGGACGCGAAGCAGAAGCGGAACGAGCAGCUGAAGCGCUGGAUCGGCUCCGAGACGGACCUCGAGCCUCCCGUGGUGAAGCGCCAGAAGACCAAGGUGAAGUUCGACGAUGGCGCCGUCUUCCUGGCUGCUUGCUCCAGCGGCGACACGGACGAGGUCCUCAAGCUGCUGCACCGCGGCGCCGACAUCAAUUACGCCAAUGUGGACGGACUCACUGCCCUGCACCAGGCUUGCAUUGAUGACAAUGUUGAUAUGGUGAAGUUUCUGGUUGAAAAUGGAGCAAAUAUUAAUCAACCUGAUAAUGAAGGCUGGAUACCACUACAUGCAGCUGCUUCUUGUGGAUAUCUUGAUAUUGCAGAAUUUUUGAUUGGUCAGGGAGCACAUGUAGGAGCUGUCAACAGUGAAGGAGAUACACCAUUAGAUAUUGCUGAGGAGGAGGCAAUGGAAGAGCUACUUCAAAAUGAAGUUAAUCGGCAAGGGGUUGAUAUAGAAGCAGCACGAAAGGAAGAAGAACGGAUAAUGCUUAGAGAUGCAAGACAAUGGCUAAAUAGUGGUCAAAUAAAUGAUGUCCGGCAUGCAAAAUCUGGAGGCACAGCACUUCACGUUGCAGCUGCAAAAGGCUAUACAGAAGUUUUAAAGCUUCUAAUACAGGCAGGCUAUGAUGUUAAUAUUAAAGAUUAUGAUGGCUGGACACCUCUUCAUGCUGCUGCUCACUGGGGUAAAGAAGAAGCAUGUCGAAUUUUAGUGGACAAUCUGUGUGAUAUGGAGAUGGUCAACAAAGUGGGCCAGACAGCAUUUGAUGUAGCAGAUGAAGAUAUUUUAGGAUAUUUGGAAGAGUUGCAAAAGAAACAAAAUCUGCUCCAUAGUGAAAAACGGGAGAAGAAAUCUCCAUUAAUUGAAUCAACAGCCAAUAUGGACAAUAAUCAGUCACAGAAGACCUUUAAAAACAAAGAGACAUUGAUUAUUGAGCCAGAGAAAAAUGCAUCCCGUAUUGAAUCUUUGGAACAAGAAAAAGUUGAUGAUGAAGAAGAAGGAAAGAAAGAUGAGUCUAGCUGCUCUAGUGAAGAAGAUGAGGAAGACGACUCAGAAUCAGAAGCUGAAACAGAUAAGACAAAACCUAUGGCUUCUGUAACUAAUGCCAAUACAUCUAGUACACAAGCAGCUCCUGUAGCUGUUACAACACCUGUGUCAUCUGGUCAGGCCACACCUACGUCACCUAUUAAAAAGUUUCCAACCUCAGCCACAAAGAUUUCUCCCAAAGAAGAAGAGAGAAAAGACGAGUCUCCUGCAUCUUGGAGGUUAGGACUUAGAAAGACUGGCAGUUAUGGCGCACUUGCAGAGAUCACAGCAUCUAAAGAGGCUCAGAAAGAAAAAGACACUGCAGGUGUUAUACGUUCAGCUUCGAGCCCCAGACUCUCCUCCUCUUUGGAUAAUAAAGAAAAGGAGAAAGAUAGUAAAGGAACUAGACUUGCAUAUGUUGCACCUACAAUACCAAGACGACUAGCCAGUACAUCUGACAUUGAAGAGAAAGAAAACAGAGACUCUUCAAGUUUACGAACGAGUAGCUCCUAUACAAGAAGAAAAUGGGAAGAUGAUCUCAAAAAGAAUAGCUCAGUUAAUGAAGGAUCAGCUUACCAUAAAAGUUGCUCCUUUGGUAGAAGACAAGAUGAUUUGAUUAGUUCUAGUGUUCCAAGCACCACAUCAACACCAACAGUUACCUCUGCAGCUGGGCUUCAGAAAAGCCUGCUUUCCAGCACAAGCACUACUACAAAGAUUACAACGGGUUCUUCCUCAACAGGCACACAAAGCAGUACCUCAAAUCGUUUGUGGGCUGAGGAUAGUACUGAAAAAGAAAAGGACAGUGUUCCUACGGCAGUGACCAUCCCUGUUGCUCCAACUGUUGUAAAUGCUGCAGCCUCAACCACAACCCUGACUACAACUACUGCUGGCACUGUCUCCUCCACAUCAGAGGUCAGGGAGAGACGCAGAUCAUACCUCACUCCUGUUAGAGAUGAAGAGUCUGAAUCCCAAAGAAAAGCAAGAUCUAGACAAGCAAGACAGUCUAGAAGAUCAACACAGGGAGUAACACUGACUGAUCUUCAGGAAGCUGAAAAAACAAUAGGAAGAAGUCGUUCUACCCGAACCAGAGAACAAGAAAAUGAAGAAAAAGAAAAAGAAGAAAAAGAAAAACAGGAUAAAGAGAAGCAAGAAGAAAAGAAGGAGUCAGAAACAUCUAGAGAAGAUGAAUAUAAACAAAAAUACUCCAGAACAUACGAUGAGACUUACCAGCGUUACAGACCAGUAUCCACUUCAAGUUCUACCACCCCAUCCUCUUCACUUUCUACCAUGAGCAGUUCACUCUAUGCUUCAAGUCAGCUAAACAGGCCAAAUAGUCUUGUAGGUAUAACUUCCGCUUACUCCAGAGGAUUAACAAAAGAAAAUGAAAGAGAGGGAGAAAAGAGAGAAGAGGAAAAAGAAGGAGAAGAUAAAUCACAACCUAAAUCAAUCCGAGAACGACGACGACCAAGAGAGAAAAGGAGAUCUACGGGAGUUUCAUUUUGGACACAAGAUAGUGAUGAAAAUGAACAAGAGCAACAAUCAGAUACAGAAGAAGGAUCCAACAAGAAAGAAACUCAGACGGAUUCCAUUUCUAGAUAUGAAACCAGUUCCACAUCAGCUAGUGAUCGGUAUGAUUCCUUAUUGGGUCGCUCUGGAUCAUACAGUUACUUAGAAGAAAGAAAACCUUAUAGUAGCAGGCUAGAAAAGGACGACUCAACUGACUUUAAAAAGCUUUAUGAACAAAUUCUAGCUGAAAAUGAAAAGCUGAAAGCACAGCUACAUGAUACAAAUAUGGAACUGACAGAUCUUAAAUUACAAUUGGAAAAGGCCACCCAGAGGCAAGAAAGGUUUGCUGAUCGGUCACUAUUGGAAAUGGAAAAAAGGGAACGAAGAGCUCUAGAAAGAAGAAUAUCUGAAAUGGAAGAAGAGCUCAAAAUGUUACCAGACCUAAAAGCAGACAACCAGAGGCUAAAGGAUGAAAAUGGGGCCUUGAUCAGAGUAAUAAGCAAACUUUCCAAAUAA
Molecule: messenger RNA, 3300 nt
Organism: Puma concolor (puma)
Lineage: Eukaryota; Metazoa; Chordata; Mammalia; Carnivora; Felidae
Gene: PPP1R12A
Product: protein phosphatase 1 regulatory subunit 12A
Biological process (GO): signal transduction
Cellular component (GO): A band; Z disc; cytoplasm
Molecular function (GO): phosphatase regulator activity; enzyme inhibitor activity; protein kinase binding
Source: RefSeq, a predicted model, not a curated record